CUCCUCUUUUCUCUUCGUUGCUACGCGCUUUAUUUAUUCAAUUACCCUAUACUUGUGAUUUUUACUGCUCAAUUUUAGUUACUGUUACUUCAAUUUAGCUGCUCAUUUAAAUUUACACUUUCAAAAACGAUGGCCGAGUUUAACAAGCCAACCGAUUCGGCGGCCACUGUCGAGGUCAAGAAGACUGCCAAGCGCGAUGCCCUUAUGGAUAUCGAGAAGAAAUGGCAGAAGGACUGGCAGGAAAGCGGCGCCUUUGAGAUGGACAUGCCUGAGGACGAUAGCGUUGCCCCUGAGAAGCUCCAUGAGUGGAUGGGCACCAUCCCGUACCCAUACAUGAACGGUGCCUUGCAUCUGGGCCACGGCUUCUCGGUGUCCAAGAUCGAGUUUGCCACCGGCUGGGAGCGCCUCAAGGGAAAGCGCGCCCUGUUCCCCUUUGGCUUCCAUGUAACCGGGAUGCCUAUCAAGGCUGCCGCCGACAAGAUCACGCGCGAGCUCGAGAUGUUUGGCCCCAACUUUGAACUCCCCGAGGAGCAGACUACCGAGGAUAAUCUCAGUGAGGAGGUUAGCGAAUUGUCUGUUGGCGACGCCCCAAGUUCCGGCCAGAAUUUCCGCGCCAAAAAGACCAAGGUUGCCGCCAAGUUUGGAAACGUUCAGUAUCAAUUCCAAAUCAUGCGCUCCCAGGGCCUGUCGAACGAGGAGAUUGCAAAGUUUGUCGAUGCCGAGCACUGGCUUGAGCACUACCCCCCGAUCGCCAUCAACGACCUUAACUCUCUGGGCUGCAAGAUCGACUGGCGCCGUGCGUUCCUGACCACGGACUAUAACCCUUACUACGACUCAUUCGCCAAGUGGCAGUUUGAGCGCCUCUAUGAGAUGGGUAAGAUCAAGUUUGGCAAGCGCUACACCAUCUGGAGCGCCAAGGACGGCCAGCCCUGCAUGGACCACGACCGUCAGUCAGGCGAAGGAGUUGGCCCUCAGGAGUAUACCGGCGUUAAGCUCACCAUGCUCGAGUGGAGCGAGGAGGGCAGCCAGGUUGUUGCCGCCAUACCCGCGCUCGCGGGCAAGAAGAUCUCGCUUGUGGCGGCCACUCUGCGCCCCGAGACUAUGUACGGGCAAACCAACUGCUUUGUCGGUGUCAACCUCGAGUACGGAUUUUUUGAGUCCGCUGAUGCCAGCGAAGUGUACGUGAUCACCGAGCGCGCCGCCCGUAAAUGGCCUUCCAGGCUCAACGCGCCGCUUAGCUGCUACACGAAUGGUGUGUACGUGCUCCCCAUGGAUAACGUCCUUGCAACCAAGGGCACGGGCGUCGUCACAUCGGUGCCCUCGGACUCUCCCGACGACUUUGCCGCCUUGCGCGACCUGAAGAAGAAGGCAGACUACUAUGGCAUCAAGCCUGAGUGGGUUUCUGGUUUCGAGCUCGUCCCCAUGAAGAUCAACUCGCAGAAGGACCGCAAGCAGCUUGAGGAUGCCAAGGAGGCUGCCUAUAAGGAGGGCUUCUACAACGGCAUCAUGUCUGUUGGCAAGUUCAAGGGUCUGUCGGUCAUUGACGCUAAGCCCAAGGUGCGCGAGCAGCUGAUUGCAAGCGGCGAUGCCUUUGCCUAUGCCGAGCCUGAGAAGCUUGUCAUGUCCCGCUCGGCAGACGAGUGCGUCGUGGCGCUGUGCGACCAGUGGUACAUUGACUAUGGAGAGGAGUCGUGGAAGGCGCUGACCGAGAAGUGCUUUGCCAUGAUGGAAACCCACGGCGAGGAGACCCGCCACCAGUUCGAGAUCUCCCUCAACUGGCUCAAGCAGUGGGCAUGCGUUCGCACGUAUGGCCUGGGCUCCAAGGUGCCUUGGGAUCCCACGUGCUUGAUCGAGUCGCUCUCGGACUCGACCAUUUACAUGUCCUACUACACUAUUGCUCACCUGCUGCAUCGCUCGCUGGACGGCAGCAAGGCCGGCCCCCUGGGAAUUACCCCGCAAGACAUGGACAGCCCCGCCUGGGACUAUGUUCUGCUUGGCAAGGAUCUUCCUGAGGGUCACAGCAAGGCCACUGAGCUCAGCGUCCUGCGUCGCUCCUUCCUCUAUUGGUACCCACUCGAUAUCCGCAGCUCUGCGAAGGAUCUCAUCCAGAACCAUCUUACGUUCUUCUUGUACAUCCACACCGCGCUGUUCCCUGAGACCGAGUGGCCCCGCAGCGUCCGCAUUAACGGGCACCUUUUGCUCAAUGGCUUGAAGAUGUCAAAGUCCACUGGCAACACGCUCAGCCUGCGCGAGGCGUGCGAACGCUACGGCGCCGACGCCACGCGUUUGACUCUUGCAGAUGCCGGAGACAGCAUUGAGGACGCCAACUUUGAAGAGACCACUGCUAACUCGGCCAUUCUGCGCAUGUACACGCUCAUGGAGUGGGUCACCGAUGCCUACAAGGCGCUCGAGCUGUCGGAGCAGACUCCGAACGAGCCUAUCCGCUUCAACGAUAUCUUCCUGUGCCCUGCGACUGCGCCCUUCACCACGAUUGACCGCGUGUUUAAUGCCGAGAUUGACAAGUUCACAUUGGCAACCGGCGCUGCCUACGAGGCUACAAUGUACCGCGACGCCCUUAAGAACGGCCUUUAUGACUUCCAGAUCUCACUUUGCUCUGCCACCGGAAUGCACCCGACCCUGGUUCGCAAGUGGAUUACCCGUCAAGUUAUCCAGCUCUGCCCGAUUACCCCCCACUGGUCCGAGCAUGUGUGGAAAACGAUCAUGGGCAACACGGACUCGAUCAUGAACGCGCGUUGGCCCACUGAUCUCCCAGCCACAGCCGACCACGCGCUGAUCGCAGCUGGCGACUACAUUCGCUCGAUGAUCAGCUCAGUACGCGUUGCCGAGGUCACUAUCGAGAAGCGCAUCAAGAAGAAGGGCGGUAAGAGCGCGCCUGCCGAUGAAUUCAACCCCAAGGCCCCCAAGUCCCUGGACGUCUUUGUGGCCAGCGAAUUCCCCGCAUGGCAGGAGAGCGUCAUUUCAGUUCUCAAGGAGCACUUUGACAUGGCGACUGCCAAGUUUGACGACAAGCAGAUUGUGAUCACCAUGAACCAGAGAGGCAUUGCUAAGCAGAACAAGAAGGCCAUGUCCUUUGCCCAGGAUAUCAAAAAGCGCGUGUCCCUCAUUGGACCCUCUGCUUUCGAUCGUGCGCUGAACUUCAAGGAGAUCGACGUCCUCGGCGAGCUCAAGCCCUACCUGAAGAGCAACCUGAAGUACGAUGAGGUCACCAUCAUUGAUCUGGCUCAAGAUAACGACCUCUCGGAGGCGCAGGCCAAGGCGGCAGACAAUGCAGUGCCUGGCGAGCCCAGCUUCUUGAUUGCCAACGUCCAGUGAGCGAGUUUGUGGCCAGUGUGGGCGUCAGACAGUGCGAUGCUUUUUUUAAUACUUGCAACUGUCGUUUGCAAUUGUAGUUUCAAUACAAUGUAAUGUCGCACUGUAAAUAAGAGAGGAAAUUGUAUUUGAUUCCCACAUUCACAGCUGGGCACAAUGCCGCUUUCUCCUCUUUCCACAUUUGCUCGCAAACGACAAACUGCACUAUUGAAGAUAUGGAUGUUGGAAUUUCCAGAUAUUUAUAGCGAAAUUCUAUAUUUUUAAGUGGGGGAUUUUCAAAACCC
Molecule: messenger RNA, 3614 nt
Organism: Kickxella alabastrina
Lineage: Eukaryota; Fungi; Kickxellomycota; Kickxellomycetes; Kickxellales; Kickxellaceae
Exons: 6
Coding region: 130-3333 (1067 amino acids)
Biological process (GO): leucyl-tRNA aminoacylation
Molecular function (GO): aminoacyl-tRNA deacylase activity; leucine-tRNA ligase activity; ATP binding
Source: RefSeq, a predicted model, not a curated record